This is a messenger RNA of Thecamonas trahens ATCC 50062, 749 nucleotides long. RefSeq lists its product as uncharacterized. Lineage: Eukaryota; Apusomonadida; Apusomonadidae. The record is from RefSeq and is a predicted model, not a curated record. The annotation marks the transcript as partial. The transcript has 2 exons.
GAUGUCGGGACGGAAGAAGAAGGGCAAGGCUACCAAAGAUGGCCUCAACAUGACCGAGAAGCAGAAGCUACAGAGCGCCAAUGUGCGGAUCAUGGCACUCGAGCGCGAGCUGGUGAACCGAUCGGAGGAGACGGCGCGGGCGGCGGAGCAGAAGAAGAUCCUUGGCGAGGCUAUGAAGGAGGCGCGCGAGCUGAUUGAGGCAGAACAGGCGGAUCGAUUUGAUAUCAUGUCGGCGAUGGCGCGGCAGUACAAGCUGACGCAAGACUCGCUGAUGGACGAGAUCAACACGCUCAACGCCGAGCUGGUGGCGACCCAGGACGAGUUGUACCUUACGCGAUCGGCACUGGAAGAGACUGUGGCUGAGCGUGACAAGAUCCUGGCCGAAAAGGCGCCGAAGUCGCGCGGCUCAAGGCGCAGAUGGAGGACAUGGCCUCGUCGUUUGCCGUCAUGCUGAGUGACACGCUCGACUCCAUCUCCACCCGCAUCCACAAGGCCAAGGACUCGUACGAGACCCAGGCCGCCAUUCCCAACCGCAAUAAGCUGCUCGACUUUAAGCUCCAGCAGCAUCAGCACCAGAAGCACCGCCAGGAGCGCGCCUCCUCCUCGGCCCACCAAGACAACUGAGCCAAUUGAGCCAACUGAGCCAACUGAGCCAACUGAGCGCCAGUCGAUCCGAUGCGCAGCAGCCACCGACCAUCGUGGACAGGAGCAGCCAACAGCCAGCAAAGCAAACACGCGAGUUGAUGCGG